Messenger RNA from Boeremia exigua, 1219 nucleotides. RefSeq lists its product as uncharacterized. The coding region runs from base 158 to 769 and encodes 203 amino acids. Lineage: Eukaryota; Fungi; Ascomycota; Dothideomycetes; Pleosporales; Didymellaceae. The transcript has 2 exons. The record is from RefSeq and is a predicted model, not a curated record.
GAAGGUAGCAAUACCUGUGAGAAAGCAGAGAUAUAACUUGAUCUACUGCACACUUCAAGUUAUGCUUUUCCAGCACUAUUCUGUUCACCACUGAACACAUCUAUACUCGGAGUGGCUGUGAAGCGCUCGUGAUGGCCUUACUUUGGGAUCCUCCAAUAUGAGUGAUCUCAAGCCGACCAUUCAACAAGACAUCCAGGAGGCUAGUACGAGGUAUCAAAAAAUCAGUCUCUCACUGUGGAACACCCCCGAUGUCCCAGGAGUACGACACCAUGAACACACCAAAGCCCACACUCUCCAGCAACAAUCGUUAGCAACGACCAGAAGUACCGCAACGGCACCCCCAUUUCGCAUUGUCAACACCAGAAUUCAAGGUUUUCCCAACACCAGGAUAGCAUGCCACCCCGCUUACUCCCCACUCAUAAAGUUUGAACACCCCCCAGUUCGCUGCCAACAAACCCUCCAAGCACCGCCACGUCGCACCGCAUAUGUCGACGCACAGCGGCGGGCCUUGCACCGUUGGCGAAGACACGCAAGAGUGGCGCAACGGCCGUUCAGGGGAAGAACUGCACAGCGGGGUUCGAUGAGCGCAGCGCUGGCGCGCGUUGCGCACAUCGCUGUUGAGACGCGUUGGCGAUGUCGGCGAGUCGCUGGUGGGGGAAACCACGCACCACGGGUUCCUCGUCGUGAGACCGUCGUGCGGACAGAGUCGAGGCAGUUCCUAUCAGACCGCCAAACGCCUCAGUCGUCAUGCGCAGACCCGGAUGGUUGACGUUUGACACCUGCAAUUGCGCGGGCAACUGCCAGCCACUCCACUCUGUGUAACGCCAUGCCGCCAUGCCCUGGGCUCUCGACACCGCUCACAUUUGACCCUGCGGCACUUACGUGCAGGCAUGUGCUGCUCGCGAGCGUACGUACAUGCGUGUUGCACAGUCUGCAGCGCAAACUCAAAGUCACCCCAAAACUACAAGGUGGAUACACGGGACGCGCAGAUCGCGGGCGCUUCCUUUGAGCACCGCACACCACAGCGCAGCACGGGUGCGGCUCGACCGUCGAUCCAGGGUUCGAGCUACCGCGCUGGAGCUACCGCUCUUGAGCGCGAGCCUGACCGGACGCGGACGGGCAAUGUCGGGUUGCUAGGACACAUUCACGGCGUGUGGAGCGGGUGUCCUGCGUCUGCGUUUGGAAGUGGAAAGGUUUGCCUCAGGGCGAGAAGAGCGGU